AUGGACAUGAACAAGCCAAUCUUUCCGGCUCCGCCUGGCUACAUUGUCGAUGUCGAUAACCCCCAGAGAACGGGCGAGGCUGCCAACUUCUGGAUUGGCACCCUGGGCAUGAUCAUCGCCGCCAUCUUCAUGGCUAUACGCGUCUACACGAAGACGAGACUAGCAAAGAACUUUACACCAGAUGAUAUAGCGCUGCUCAUAGCCUGGUGCUUUUCCAUCGCAAUACAAGUCCCCAUCCUCUUCCAAUACGGCCGCGGCACACUCGGCGUCCACAUCUGGGAGCUAAUCGGGCACCGCGUCAAUUCUACCAUGAACCAAGUAUAA
Molecule: messenger RNA, 324 nt
Organism: Alternaria arbusti
Lineage: Eukaryota; Fungi; Ascomycota; Dothideomycetes; Pleosporales; Pleosporaceae
Exons: 5
Coding region: 1-324 (107 amino acids)
Source: RefSeq, a predicted model, not a curated record